CCACCAUGUCAACCUCCGCACUAGACGCUAUCUGGGAUGCCGACGACGUGGAAUACCACACCUCCACAUCUUCCAACCGCGCGAGCGAUGCAUCUGAGCUCGAGACUCCUCGACGCCAGGGUCGAGCAUCCACCUCUAAAUCCGCACAGCCGCUGUUUCUCGGCGAUGACGACGACGACGAGAUGGCUGACGCACCGCCGCGGAGAGCGACGGCAGAAUACGACGACGAUGACGAUGAGGGCAUGCCGCACUCUUUCUCGGGCGACGCCGCACACGCAAACGCGAUACUCGACGCGGCCAUAGUGUCAGACGACGACCGCGUUGCCAUCACCAGCAGCUCGCCUGCACAUCGCUUGAGAGACGACAACGCAAAGGACGGAGACGGUGUCGGCAAAGACGGGCCUGUGAAGUCGAAGCGGAAGAUCGCGCGUUUGGACGAGGGGAGACUGGUUGCCGAGAAUUAUGGGUUCCCCCGACUUAUCCAGGACGUCAAGUAUGUGAAGAUCAAGGGCAAGGGGCACGAGGCAUCAGACCUGAAUCGACUUCUCCAGGUGUAUCAAUUCUGGACGCACGGUCUGUAUCCCAAAACGCCGUUCAAAGAAACGGUGGAUCGAGUGGAAAAAUUAUGCCACUCAAAACGUAUGCGCAACAAGUUGAGUGAAUGGCGGGAUGAAGCACACGGUAUCGUCGCAGGAGAAGAAGAGGCAACAAAUGAAGACUUUCCUUCUCACACCGGAGAAGAGCCAGACAGGGUUCCAGCGUCGGAUCGCGCCGAGAUCGCGUCGUCAUCGUCUCGCGCACCUACUCUGCCUCCAUCCUCCGAAGGCGACCACGACGACGACUUUGACGUCGCACUCAUGGACCGAAUAGCCUCAGAAAAUGCAAAACAUGUCAACUUGCAGGAUGACGAUAUUGGAGACGACGACGACAUGUAUGGAGGGGCCGACGAUUUCGAUGCCACUGCUCUCGCUGCAGCGAUGGACACAGCCGCUGAGGAGAUUGCGGCCAAAGAACUAUCAUCGAUCCCAGCAACCGCCAAACCCACGGUUGUGGACGACAAUGACGACGAGUGGGACGCAAUCGACACCAUGUGAUAGCCUCAAGAUAUGCGCGAUUGUAGUAUAUCCACCACAUGUUUAUUCCACGUCAGACAGAGCCCACAGUACAGUUCGACCGCUACCGUUCCCG
Molecule: messenger RNA, 1188 nt
Organism: Mycena citricolor
Lineage: Eukaryota; Fungi; Basidiomycota; Agaricomycetes; Agaricales; Mycenaceae
Source: the annotation of a GenBank genome assembly